Caenorhabditis angaria is the source of this 4264-nucleotide messenger RNA. NCBI's taxonomy places the organism in Eukaryota, Metazoa, Nematoda, Chromadorea, Rhabditida, Rhabditidae. The record is from the annotation of a GenBank genome assembly.
AUGACGGACAUAUUAACAACAACGAAAAUAUUGUCCGCCUCAAAUAGGCAAAAAUGCCCAAUUUCAAUCGAUCUCCUAGGCGAAGAAUUGAGCCCACAAUCACUUUUCCAAGCCGCAUUAUCAUCUUCGAAUCUCCAUUUAACUCUAAGAUCUGAUGAUGGCCAAAAAUUGCAUAUCAAUUUCACUGAAGAUAGGUUUGUGACAAAAAAAGUUGUAAGAAAACACAUUUUUCCUGUUGUGACUCAAAUAUCAGAUGACUCAGGAAAUGUUUUGAGAAAAACGACUUUUUUUUGAUUGAUAAGAAUUUUGUUUAAUACCCAUGGAAAAUAAACAUCUGAUAUGAAGUUAAACUUUUUUGAAGAUAGAUGGAUGAAUUUGAAAAAUAUUUUUGAAAAAAUUGUUUGAAAAAUAAAAUUGAAAAAACAAAGAAAAAUUUCAGAUUUCAAUCAACGCAAAACAAUCCUUCAACAUCAUCGCUAGUUUCGAAUUGUCAUUUUCACGGGUUCACAGAAGGAGAUCGAAAUUCUUUAUCUGCUUGUAGUAGCGAAGGUAAUUUUGAGAAAAUUGGAAACUUGAGAGGCGUUUAGAAGUGGAGCUCAAAAAUUUGAAAAAUAAAUAAUUUUUGCUCGAGAAAAUUUCCUAUACUGUGAAAAAUAUGUAAUUACUGUUUGAAAAAGAAUUUACAAGCAUGAAAUUGUACAAAUGUUCAAUUCCUAGAUUUUUUUAAUUUUAAAUUUCGAAUACAUUUUAUUAAAUUACAGACCAUGAAAUUUUGUUUUUUUUUUCAGAAAUUGGUGGUUUGAUUUUCACGAGAAACAAUCGAUUUGGUCUCGCUGUAAAAGAUGGUCGCUUCAUUCUCACACCAUAUGUAAUUGACAACUGCAGUAAGUGAAAUAUAUUUUGAAAAAAACUGGUUUUUGACAAUAGAACAAUUGAAAGUGUCAGCGAGAUUAAAUUUUUUUGAAUUUCAAAAUACUUGUUGUUUUCAGACUUUGGAGAGCCGAAACGAUCAAAGCGUAAAGCUGACAUUGAUCGAAAUCCAUCUUACAUCAAAGAACAUCUAGAUGACCGUCGAAGAUUUGUUGAAUUGGCCUUGGCUGCUGAUUACUCAAUUUAUCAGAAGCUUGAUUCAGAUGAGCAAAAAGUCAAUGACUAUAUGCAAAAAACGAUCAAUGUUUUGAAUUCGCUCUAUCAUCCAUUGGGAAUUCGUGUAGCUUUGGUUUAUUCAGAAAUUUGGAAGAAGGGAAAUUUAGUUGAAGUAAUUGAAGAUUCUGGAAAAACUCUUCAAAAUUUUCAUGAGUAUAUGAAAGAUACAAUGCGAAAGGAACACCUUUUUGAUACAGGUUACAUGUUGACGUGAGUUCAUAUAUUUUUUAUAUAAAAAAACUAUCUGAUGAUUUUCUAGAACUUUGCGAUUUGCCGAUGGCGUAGUUGGAAAAGCUUACAAAGGAACAAUGUGCUCGUAUGAUUUUUCAGCUGGAAUUUAUGUUGACCACAAUGACGAUUUUGUGACAACUGUCGCAACUUUGGCUCACGAACUUGGUCAUACUUUUGGAAUGGAUCACGAUCCUGAUAUUCCGGAUGCUGAUGUUUGCUAUUGUCCAAUGCCAAAAUGUAUAAUGUCAGCACAAUCUGAUCACGUUGAAGUUUGGUCAGAAUGUUCAGUAAAGAAUCUUGCGAACGCAUUCAAUCGUGGUGUUGAUCUUUGCUUGUUCAAUGAACCUGGAAAAAAACCAUCUGAUGCAGUUUGUGGAAAUCAUAUUGUAGAAGCUGGUGAAGAAUGUGAUUGCGGGCCAAUCAAAUGUUCAAACCCUUGUUGCGAUUAUAAAACUUGCAAAUUCAUUGGUGAAGCAGUUUGUGCAUCUGGUGAAUGUUGUGACCUUCAAACUUGCAAACCAAAACCUCGGGCUACAGUUUGUCGAACAGCUUUAGGCAUAUGCGAUUUGGAUGAGUACUGUAAUGGCGAAACAAGUGAAUGUCCUGCUGAUUUUUAUGUUCAAAAUGGUGCAAUUUGUCCAAACAGACAAAAGGUUGGUUUGCUAUCUUAUGUCAUUAUUAUUUCAAAAAUUUUAGGAGUUUUGCUAUGAAGGUGGAUGUGGAAGUCGUGAAGAUAAUUGUGCAAAAAUAUGGGGUGAAACAGGUCAUAACGCUGAUUCAAACUGUUAUGCUCAAAAUACCCGUGGUACAUUCCAUGGAAAUUGUGGAUAUGACGUUACAACCAAGGUUUUCAAAAAAUGUGAACCACAAAAUAACAAAUGCGGCAGACUACAAUGUGAAACUCAAGCUGAACGACCAGUAUAUGGAGAUCCGAAUCGAUAUCAAUCAUCACACAGUUCAGUGCGAUCUUCAAAUAAUAAUCAAACCGCCCCAAGUGUCUGUUAUACUUUUAAACAAGAAAUUUUAAAUCAACCAGAUAUUGGAAUGGUUCCGGAUGGUGCAGAAUGUGGCCCAGAUGAUAUGUGCAUUGGUCAGAAAUGUCAGAAAAAGAGCAAAAUCACAAAAGUCACAUCACAAUGUUUGGAUAACUGUAAUUUCCGCGGAGUUUGCAACAAUGUUGGAAAUUGUCACUGUGAACGUGGAUUUGGUGGCAUCGCUUGUGAAAUUCCUGGCUAUGGUGGCUCAGUGAACUCCAAUGAAGCAUAUCAAUUCAGAGGGUGAGAAUUUUGCAAGACUUUUAUGGAAAAAAGUUUCUGUUUUAUAGGAUUACUGUUACUUCCACAUUUUUGGUGCUCUUCUUCUUCCUCGGAUUUUUCAUCGCAGGAUUGUGUGUUUGGUAUCGCGUGAAGAAACAACGAAACCUUCCGUCUGAAUGGUGGAGCGUUGUUCGCAAAAAAUUCGAUCUACAUGGUGAUCUCGUCCCAGUUCGUCGUGCACCUCCCCCUCCAUAUGCUCAACGAAUUCGACAAAGUUUCACAGCCAUGUGGGGAGAUCAUUCAGCUCCACCAACAUAUUCACCCCCGCCACAAAUUCCAAAAUUCGAUCCACCUUGUAUUCCAAUGGCAACAUUCAAAGAUCACGAAGUUUCAAGCCCAACACCAUUGCUCCACUCAAAUCCUGCGCAUACUGCUGAAGUCUACCCAGUUUUCGAAAAACCGAGAUCAGAUUCAUUUAGUCGAACUGGCUCACUUCGUCCCAAUUUCCAACCGCCACCUAUACCUCGGCCAUCUGAUGAAGCUCUGAAUCGACUGCGAGAAGAACUUAAUGAUGAAAAAUAUGAUAAAUUGUGAGUUGAUUUUUUGUUCCAAAAUUUUAUUUUUUAUUGGUCAAAAAUCUAUGUUGCUUUUACUAACUACUUUAGAACCAAACCAAAAGUAGCACCACCACCGCUUCCCAAAGAAAAACCCAAAUCAUCCACUUUGAAAAGGAACGAAAGUAUGCGUCCUGAUGUUGCACCACCACCCCCGCCACCAGCGCAUACGGUAAGUUGAAGAACAAAAUCUAUAUCACCUUAUAAAAUAUUAAACUUAAUUUUGUUUUAUUUUCAGAAACCGGCAAUUCCCGAAAACCCGCCAAAAGCCGAUGUGAAAAAGUUAGCCGCCAAAUUUGAACAAAACAAAAAGUAGAUAUUGUCCCAUUUGAUGAUGUUUUUACCUCUUUUCUUUCAAUACCCUAUUUUCAUUCCAUAUUUUUUUUUAUUUUAUAUAUGUUCUCAAAUUUUUCAUUGCCCGCUCCGGUUUUAAAAUAUUCCAGUCAAUUUGAUUUUUAAGUGAUCUAUUUUUUAGCCAACGAUUUUGAAAUUAGAACAAUUUACGCGUAUCGAUCAUUUUAUUUAUGUAUGAGAUAUCCAGAAAUUCUUGCCUGCUAUGAUGAUAUACGCAAAAAUAAACCUUUAUUUGCAUGAGAAAAUCAUUUUUGAUUGUGAGUAAUAUUUUACACAAUCACUUCCAGAGUUUUCAGAGAAGAAGGUAAACAUUUUAAAAUCUGAAAGAAGCAAAUUUGAAUGAAUUAUUAAAACUUUGGGGCAUUUUUGAAAUUGUUUAAUAAAUCUCAAAAUUUCGAAUAAGCUAUAAUUUCAACAACCAAAUGGAAUUUAUUUUCUAAUUUUCUAACGGGAACUUUUCCAAUGUAUUAUUUUCGCAAAGUUCUAAAAUCUUCGGAAAUUCUACAGAAAAAAGGGUACAGAGAACACUAUUGUAAAUUAAACCAUUUUUGAAUUCAUUUAACCAAAAUCUCUUUCAGUUGUCAAUUCGAUGCUUUUGAAACCAUGCCAGAUGCCAGAUGCUAUUCAAAUUCAAAUGCAACAUUUGAAUCUGCAUUCAAUUAA